AUGAGUAUAACUGGCGGUGGCAGUCCACGAGACGGAGGAGAGCAGCCUCAGGGAACACCGGCCGAUAGACGAUAUGGUACUCCGCCAGUAGCGAAUAUCCCGGCUCGCGUAUUUGACUCGCCGAGACCACCCAGUACUGUUCCCAACUAUGGAUCUGUGCCUCAAAGACCGGCGUUUAAUCCCGGUCCCACUUCUGGCUCUGGCACUGCUACUCCCACCAUCAACGGCGACGAAGACGAACGAACAAGAGUUGUAAGAAGACACUUGGUAUCGGCCGAGGAACGAACCGAUGCCUCGCGCAGACCAUCAGCAGGCGGCAUCAGUCUUGCUCGGCCACAGUACUUGUCUCGUCAUCCCAGCUCUGGUGCCGCCUCUGGCACCGGCUCAACUUCACAGAAUCCGAACCCAGCCCCAAAUCUUGACGAGCCAUUCCCCAUCCCGUAUGGAUCCCAUGGCGGUGACGUUACACACGAGAUUUACAAGUGGCAUGCCGACCAAGGUCGUGAGCACCUUCGUCGGCCACGAUCCGUAUCCUUCUCGGGCCCCCAAUUAUCGGUCGAUCCUGCGUUUAGACACAUUCAUGAACCGGGAGGAUUCCGCCGUAACUAUGUGAUGGCCGCCCGGGAACAAGGCCAAGACCACCCGAGGAUGUUGCACAACUUUAUCGAAUUCCUUUAUCUCUACGGUCAUUUCGCCGGAGAAGAUCUUGAGGAGGAGGACGAAGAGGAAGAUUUGGGUGCGUCUCCCACCGAUGAAGAGCAGGGGCCGCUCUUGGAAGGCGCAAGUGCGGACCAACCCGAGAGUCAGCUGAUCCACCGUAGUGUUGCGUCACUGAAACCCUCGGAACGCACUCCGCUCAUGUCCCGGAGCAUGAGCCAAAGCCAUGCCUCGAUCCGCCGACGGCGCAGACAGAGUGUGGGGUCACAUGGUGAUGCAACCGUCACUCAGGCAGUACUCAUGCUUCUCAAAUCCUUCGUUGGCACCGGUGUCCUCUUUUUGGGAAAAGCUUUCUCCAAUGGCGGAAUGCUCUUUUCAACAGUUGUGCUCGUCGUGAUCGCGCUGGUGUCGCUAUGGUCGUUCUUGCUCCUUGUGCACGCCAAGUUUGCAGUUUCCGGUUCAUUCGGUGACAUUGGUGGUGCACUCUACGGCAACUGGAUGCGACAGCUCAUCCUUGCAUCGAUCGUCAUCUCCCAACUUGGAUUCGUCUCUGCAUACUUGAUCUUUGUGGCCGAAAACUUGCAAGCGUUUAUUCUGGCCGUGUCGAAAUGCAAGCAUCUCGUCUCGACCACCACACUCAUUUUCGCCCAGCUGGUCCUCUUUAUCCCGCUAUCGCUCGUCCGCAACUUAGCCAAGUUGAGUACGACGGCGCUCGUUGCUGAUGGGUUCAUCCUGGUUGGUUUGGUCUAUUUGUUCUCCAUGGAAGCCAAGGUCAUCUCGGACCGCGGAGGUGUGGCGGAUAUCAAGUGGUUCAACGAAAAGGAUUUCCCGCUAUUGAUUGGAACGGCUGUAUUCUCGUUCGAGGGUGUUGGACUGGUUAUCCCCAUCACAGAUGCCAUGCGCGAACCGCGCAAGUUCCCCAAGGUCCUGACGGGUGUCAUGCUUUUCCUCAUCGUCCUAUUCGGUGGAGCGGGUGCAUUGGCGUACGCAGCAUUUGGCUCGAAUAUCGAUACCGUCGUUCUCAAGAACCUGCCACAAGACUCCAAACCGGUCCAAUCUGUGCAGUUCUUGUACUCGCUCGCUAUCCUCUUGUCCACUCCACUCCAGCUGUUCCCGGCUCUACGUAUCCUCGAAACCGCCUUGUUCGUCAAGUCUGGCAAGACCAGUUUGCGAGUCAAGUGGACCAAGAACCUGUUUAGGUUGUUUGUCGUCCUUGGAUGUGUGGGCGUUAGUAUCUUUGGAGCUAAGGAUCUGGACAAGUUUGUGUCAUUUGUCGGAAGCUGUGCUUGUGUCCCACUGUGCUUUGUCUACCCUGCGAUGCUCCAUUACAAGGCAGUAGCCAAGACCCGGUUCCAGAAAGGAUCCGACAUUGCGCUGAUGAUAUUCGGUAUGGCUGCAGCAAUUUACACGAGUAUCCAAACGAUCAAGUUGAUGGCGGCUCCCUCUGGCCCUGCCGAGCCAGUUGGACACUGCGUUCCUCCCGUAACGAAACCUGGCUCUGGAAACGGACCCGAUUCGCCUUUUUGGCCUGGUGCGGGUUUGUUCUGA
This is a messenger RNA of Rhizoctonia solani, 2205 nucleotides long. Its product is annotated as Transmembrane amino acid transporter protein. NCBI's taxonomy places the organism in Eukaryota, Fungi, Basidiomycota, Agaricomycetes, Cantharellales, Ceratobasidiaceae. Gene Ontology annotation, molecular function: amino acid transmembrane transporter activity. The record is from RefSeq and is a predicted model, not a curated record. Gene Ontology annotation, biological process: amino acid transmembrane transport. The transcript is spliced from 10 exons. The coding region runs from base 1 to 2205 and encodes 734 amino acids.